AUGAAGCGCCUGGUUGAUUCGACGAAAUAUUUGUUGUUCGACAAAUCGGCCAUCAGUAUUGUGAGUGGUCUUCUGUUCCUUGUCGAAAUCGCUCUCGGACUAUAUGUCAUACACAAUGUCGCCUGUUUGUUUUUCGCAUUUACCGACUCAUGAUCCAACCCAUCUAGAUACGGAGAUUGACUGGGUGGCUUAUAUGCAACAGGUACAGAUAUUUCUCAAUGGCACUCUCGACUAUGACAAGUUGAUUGGCCAGACGGGCCCCUGUGUGUAAGCAAUUCUUCUAUCCCAUUAAUGUCGGUUCGGGCUUUUAGAUACCCGGCAGGCCAUGUGUACGUCUAUACCAUGCUUUAUUAUGUGUCUGGGGGCGGCACGAAUAUUCACACCGUCCAGCUGGUGUUUCUGGGACUCUACUUACUCUCCAUUGGACUCAUAUUCAAUAUUUACCGAUCCGUUUUAAAGGUGCUCUCCUUGUUUAGUUUCUUCAUGUGUGUGUGUGCCUUUAGGUCCCGCCUUUUGUUCUGUUCUUCAUGUGUCUGGCCUCUUACCGGGUACACUCAAUCUAUCUUUUACGGCUGUUCAACGACCCUGUGGCAAUGUUCUUCUUCUAUGCUUCGAUCAAUUUUUGUUUAUACUCUCGAUUUUCGCUGGCAUCCAUAUUUUUCAGGUCAGCGCUCUUGCCAUCUAAUGCUGUCUCUGCUAUCAUCUGUGACGUUUUUAAGAAGCGACUACGUCUCACUGUAAUUCGUGAGGUGCAUUUGAAGAUUUUCGUUAGCACAUAUACAGCUUGAUGCGGUUGCGCUAGCUUCCCAUUGGAUACUUUUCUGUUGCUGAGUAUUGUACCUACUUGCAUUCUUGGCACGCGUUGACCAAUGGUUUUUAAAUGGCCAUUACGUGAGAUCUUAGAGCCCCUAAAACAUUUUUUGAACCUUAUGACAGCGGUUCAAGAGCAAAAAUAAUGAAACCCUAAGACACCCGAGUACAUCUCUAUUCAGGCACACGUUUGUUAAUCUUUUUAGGGUUAAAAUUAUUCCAAACUCAUUAAUAGUGGUUUCUGAAGCACUUGGCAUUCACCCCCCCCCCCCCUAAUUUUUGCCAUAUAAGGCUUUUGGUUGGUUUGCGUCUGGGGCUAGGGCUGGUCUGCAUUGUCGGCUCAUGUCGUCGAAGCUAUUUGUCUGUGAUUUGGCUUCGAGUAGAGGCUGAACAAGGCGAUUUUCCCCAAAUGCACAUUUUUUGUCGACAAAUUCUCCAAAGUAUGGUUACCCGACUGUCACAGUAACUAAAAGCACGCACUACCUACAGUAGAUGUAUUAUCUCAUGAAAUGAUGACCAAAAUUCUGAAAUGUCUUCUUAGUCGAAAGGAUUUCUUAAGUAGGGUUGUCGUGCAGUAUAAUCCCAAGAUAUUUCAGCUACACCAACUUUUGGACGAGCUUCUCUCCGGACGCCUGCAAAAACUGCACUCUGUUGAAAAAUAGCUACUUAAGUAGUGCGCUUUUGUCCAUGGGAUUUCGAUACUCAUUUGCUGACAAACUAUAUCCUGCUCAAAUUCCAUACUUGAGGAAAAAGUAUCUUUCGGUCCCGAGAAGUUUCUAAUUAUGCGAUUUUUAAGACUGCCUAACGUCUAUUCAUGCGGCAUUACACAGCAUGUCUGUUAAUGCUGCUUAUAAAGUAUGCAACACGGUUCACAUCUAUUACAAAAUUAUAUGGGCCGAAUAUGACAUCUUAGUAGUGUAUAGAAAUGUGUGAUUAUGCCGACACGGAAAAUACAGUUUGUAAUUUGGAAACUCUGAGCGCAAAUGUAACGACUGAACGAGUUCAACAUCAUUGGGGGAAUUGAAAGUUCUCUUAAAAAGCCGAAGAUACUCCUUCUUCAGGUAUAAAAUUCAACGAAGACGUAGUUUGCCACCAAAUUAGUCCAAGAAGGUAUAUUUUUGUGCUCUUUCCAUAGAAUGUAUUUGGACUUGCAGGGGCGUCGAACACCGAUGGAAGAAGUCGUACUACUUAAGUAGCCAUUUCCACAGAAUGAAGCUUUUGCAGCCUGCUGGAAAGAAGCUUGUUAAAAAGCCGGCACCCUAACAUGACUGGAUUAUCCUGAGAUUAUACUGCAUGACAACCCUGCUUCUCGAAUCGACAGCACAUUUCAGCAUUUCGGUUAACAUUUCAUGAGAUAGCACAGUUACUGUAAGUGUCGCUUUCUGUGGACGGCCUGUGCAUAGACGUUUCGGCAUACCGACGUAAAACCACGGUUAUCGAGCAUGGAAUAUCAUAAGCCUCUGUUUCUUAAAAUUGGCAUUGCAACUACGACCGUAUUUGCCACAAUUGGGGUUAAAAAUCGAGCGUGACCUAAUGCGUGGCAGAUCCUAUUGGCAUACGUUUUAGGAAAUGCUUUGUCUUAAGUGGAUAACUUGGCAUGAUCCCUGAUUUUAGUAGGUGUCGAUUGCCUUUGCUGCAGACAAUGGAAUCACAAAACUCACAUCGCCAAAAAGCCAACACCCUGACUUUAGCGAAUAUAAGUUAUUUUCACAACCAGUGAACAGCUAUCAGUAGUCCAGACGUUUAGCCCGCUUUACGCAGAUUCGAGAUGUUGAUGGCCCUCUCCGUCUAGGACAUGAGUCUUCUGACUGUCUGAGUCAAGUAGUCCGCCAGUUCUCAUCGGGUGGGAUUUUUACUCAUUUCGGGCCUACCCAGAGCCUCAAACCACCCCACCCCCUCCCCCCAUCAGUUCACGGGUUUUACUGUCAUCUACAGGCAUUUAAGGUCGGUGUGUAUUUGGUCUAAACAAAAGUUUUGAUCCCCAAGCAGAGACAGUAGUGUGAUUUUCGUGGCUCUGCUCAUAUGCUUAGAACAUCAACUCGGUAGUUCACGCAGUGCCCUACUGGUUUUUCAGUAAAUAAAUCCGUAACUCAUUUUGACCCACCUGUGAAAAACUUGUCGCCUCGGUGGAAUUCGAACCCACGAUAACAGGGGCAGGCUUUAGUGCAGCCAACCCCCUAGCCACCUGAGUCUCCUAAAACUGCCGUAGCCUUCCAAAGUAGAAUGUUUGUCGAGGCCAACUAUGUGUUUUAUUACUUUCUCAUCAGUGCUACAAAGUCCUUUACAUUUCUUAUAAAUGCUUUACAAGAAUUUUAUACAGUAAGACCAUCCUUGUCACUUCUUAAAGAAGUUGCUGUUUGCAUUGUAGCACUUUUUCAAAAAGCUAUGCGCUGAGGUACUUCGCUAUACUAGUGUCUAACUGCGUUACCUAAGUACCUUUCGGCUCCUUGCUACAGCGUUCUUUCAAAGUGCAGCACACCCCUCUUGCAAUCCGGAAUAAUUUGAAUUUCAUUGUAUCAAACAUUUAGAACAGCUGGUGGUACUACUAGGCAUGCGAACAUCCGGAACUUUUUAACGCUCUUUACGAGAUCCUAAACAUUAAUUUUCAUAGAGGUGUGUUUCCCUGCAGCACGACCCCAAGAAACCAGUCUUUUAUGCAUUAAGCUCCCCCAAUAGGCGGGGGGGGGGGGUUAGCAUGAGUCAAUGUGUGACUGUCCCCUACAGGUCAACACUUCGACACUACGGCCUCGCCGACCAGACGCUUCCAUGACAUCUUUAGCACAUUUGCUAUGUUACUGCCCAUUUUUCACUACUGUUAUAGAAGAUCAUUCAAGGCCUAGUGUCCCUGCUGUGUAGGAUAUUUUUAUUUUUUCCUUCUUAUUGUGCUCCCACCUUUUUUAGCCUGGCGGUCUCCGUAAAGAUGAACAUUCUCCUCUCUGCCCCAGCAUUCCUUUUUGUACUGCUUCUACAUCGAGGACUGUACGAGACGUUGGGACAUCUGGCUGAAUGCGGAAUCGUCCAGGUGUGCCACUGUUUUGCGGAUCGAAGUGCGAUUGUUAAAUCCUCCCCCCCCCCCUUAAUGGCAGUCACUCUUUACGAGUUUGCGAGAGUAAGGAGGUGGAGUUUUCAAGGAAACCCUCCUAUGCAAUCUGGGGAGUGGAAGUUUUUCUCAGGACUAACAACUUCUUAUCAUGAUGUUGCCUUGCCGAAUAGUGGUGUAGUAGCUGUCACGAACGUUUUUUGACCAAGUAUAAAGUAGUUUCGAAAGCGAGCCAUCGACUAAAUUUUCCUGAUGAGGGCUGACUUCCAGUCCCAUGUCCUUUUUCAGUAAACUGUUCGAGUUGAAAGGCACUGCCUUUCGCCUCGUAAUUCUGCAUAGUCAGGUAUCUGCUUUGUCUUCGAGCAACUGGGCGCUGUGUCAAGUUAUUCGUUGACAGAACCCAUGUAUUUCCGUGUUCUCACCGUGUUGAAACCAUCCACUUUUGUGGAGGCACUAACUUUAUCCCCAUUACGCUCUAUCCAGCUUCUCCUGGGUUCAAUCUUCCUCUUCCGCAACACAGAGGCCUAUCUAGGGGCCGCUUUCGAAUUCAGCCGCCAGUUCAUGUACAAAUGGACGGUAAACUGGAAAAUCCUACCUGAAAGCGUCUUCCUGGACCGACGUUUCCAUGUCACCUUGCUUGCCAUCCACAUUCUCCUUCUCGUCUUCUUCCUUGCUCGUUUUAUCAGGUUUGUUUUUUUCCUGCCUCGUGUCAUUUGUCGAAGAUGGUCUUUACGCUUUCCACACUCAUAAAUGGGUGAACAAUCUGCGCAAUCUCUUGUUCACCCAGAAGUGGCUUGCAUACCAGCCCGCGGCUUGCAGGCAGAGCUUGAGACUUGAUAACUGUCAAACUUUACUUACAAGUUGGCACGCACGAUCCACCGACUUGGUCUCCUACCCCUAAAUCAUCUUCAUGCUUUAAUAGUGAACUUGAUUUAUCAGUUAUACGGAAUAGUCACAUCGAGUGAUCGGUAGUUACGCCUAAUACCAACCCACACGAGGUGAUCAUAACACUCUAACCCCUCCCAUCGCCUCGCUUUCAUCUGUAACUCCCAAGGGGCUACACCACAGCGACCGCAGCCGUCGCGUCCACUCCUAAGUCGCUUCGACUGGGAAGCGAAAAGGAGGGCGGGAGAGUUGAUGCAUAUGUGAAGUUUGAUUUACUCAGCGGGUAAAAAAACACUCACGUUUCAGCAUAUGUGACGGGGGAUUUGUGCCAGGUUAGAUGUUGUGCUCAAGCCCGGCCCAUUUGUCUUGCUCUGAUUUUAUUUCAGUAUGUUUAAGGGUAGUGGACAGUGUAUUUGAAGACCCUAUUGAAAAUGGUGCAGACAACAUUAAAGUUCAAAGAAACAUGUUACUCAAAUAUUGGCAGUAACUGUUAUUUCAGCGCUAGGAGUCUGUGUAGGGGGUAGGGACGUCGAUACUACUCACAUCAGUUGACACAAGUGGCUACUGCCCCGCCUCUCCAGACAGCGGGCGUCAUUGUCGUAUUCACUAGAUGAUCUUUCGGGACUUCCUUAUCAGGGAUCCCAUGAGGAUGAUGGGAGCUCUGUAGAUUGGGUUUCGUAGCCUGUUUUUGGUGUGUGCCACAUAGUAUGUAGGGGAAUUUAAGAAGACACCACCAGAGAAAAUGCAUUCAAUUUUCAUUAUGACUGAUCGUGGGUGAGUGCCCAUUCGCAGAUACCUCCUGGUAACUGCAGGACUUUUGAAAUUUCUCCAUGUCUCGUGUCUGCGAAUUAUACAUGCCGAAAAUUCCGAUUUUAAUUUUAAUUGCGCAUAAUGAGUAUGGGAUCUCUGUAACCACUAUAAGGUGAAAUCAGCCUACUGUUCUAGUAACCUGUUGGUUAACUAAUGCUUUUUGUCUUCCGUUGUGUAAUCUAACGAUUCGAAGAACACACAUGUUCCUUUUCCCCUCCCACCUGAAACGUGCGCACACUUUCGCUAUAUGACAAAUACAUUUCCCCGUUCCUAUAUAACUGUACUGGCCCGACGAGAAUUUAUCGAAAGCUACGUAUGCUCGCCACCUCGUCUUCUGAUUACUGCUAUGGGAAUUUUCGCAACUCCAAAAUACAUUUCCGUUCCUAGGUCGCGUGGAGGCCUGAUGCGAUUCUUAGCCCUGAUGCCUCCAGGCAAGCGGAAGGAGAAGCUCAAUCCAGAAGGUAAUGCUUCGCUCAUCACCUGUCUCUUGCAUCUUUUAUGACGUUUAUUUUCUGCAAUCUGCUCGUAGGCCUGGGUUCCAACACGGUUGCCGACUAGCGCUAACAGGUAUCUCUUGGACCGUCAGCGACUUCCUUUGGACUACAUUGCCAUAGCGUUACCCCCGAUUAAAUGUGGACUUUGUAUACCUUUCUACAUAAGUUGGCGCAGUAGCUGGGUGUCCGUACCUUAUAACAAUGCGCACAACCGCCUGGAAGACGGCAGCGGUAACACGGAUUAAAGUUAGGGCAGGGCGUCGCCCCGAAAGUGGGUCGUAAUACUGGUUGUGUGAUACGGACUCGGUCAUAUAAUGUCCGAUUGAUGCAGCUGUUGCUGUACUGACAGGGCUGUCGUUUGCUAGACGACGACUGCUUCGGACCGACGUCGGCUUUAGAAACAGGAGGCAGGCUAGCCAGCACUUUCCACAUUAACAUGCCCCCCUCCCUCUGUGGGCGACGUCAGGUCAUGAAGGUGGGAGACGGUUUGUAUGUAGGUGGUGGUGGUGGUGGUGGUGGCUGCCGCUACCGCUGAGCGCCCUUGGGGACUGAGGGUGACUGGCAGGCAGCAUCGGCCACCCAACCACAGCCACUGCUGUUGAACUGGUGGCACGAAGUGUAGUGCAGAACAUAACGAGAGUACUGGACGGCGGAAAUGGUGGGUAAUUGACUUUCGAUGGAAUUGUGCCCUCAGUGACUUGAUGCUGUAACUGGACGUUAGGGCUGUCAUUAGGGCCGUUAGUUUGAGGAGUACAAUACAACUAAUGAGGAGGAAAUUAGUAUUGCCGCUAUUAGAGAACACCAACAAAGCUCGGUCCAAGCGAACGUAGGCUAGAAAACGAGUGAUGAGAUCACUGUCGGCUGACAUUGGGAACACUCGAAAUCGCCAAUCCAGCUUAUUAGUAGUAGGAGGAGAUACGGGCCUUGUAUUUUGCCUAGAAACUUCGAUAUAGAGCCCCUCUUAGUCGGUCGUGUGCCGACCAAUCUAAAAUCUCUGAAUCCCGGAGUUUGGACAUCAUUGGCUGACGACGGCAAAUAGGUGCGAAACGACCAUCCUAGUAUUUGCGAUAGUCCACGAUUACUGAUUAUCCCGCUUUCAUCUGCGACAACCCCAGCUCUGAGUUUCUAGGGCAAAGUUGGGCGUCCGUGCUCCGUCUCCCAGUGAGACCUAAGCAAUUCAUGCUACUCCCACAUGACGUCCUUAUUCGUUCUCUGACCUUUCUCUCGAAAAGUUUAGAAUUAGAAACUGCUCUGUGACGACUGAUCACCUGCCAUAGACCACAAGGUUUGAAUUUAUCGCGAUUUUGGAGUACCGGCUUGAAGGUUUGUUUUCCAGCCGUAGAACCAACUCAUUGGGUAUGCUGACACAAACCGUGCACAAAAAGUCCACCAUAUUAUUUUUUUUCCGGGGAACCUUUGUCUUGCAGUUAUAUGAUUAUAACGGACAAGUCGAAUUCGUCCUAUUUUGGUUUGAAGAUUUUUGACACUGCUCCAACUCGCCCUUUUAUCAUUUCACAAUCUUGUCCGUUUUCUUCCAUCUCCUGGCAAUGAAUAAUCGAGUUCGUUCAAUAUACACGCAAUGGGCAUGCUUGGUUUUUUUGCCGAUGGUAAAAAUCGCUACAACCUGAGAGAUUUGCCAGGAGACCCAUUGUCUCUGUCAUACUGUUAACCACUGCAGUCACCCCCGCUCUCGAAAAGGUAGCCGUUCGACCCACUCUGAUCCUUCCUCAGCCGUGCUCCCCUUCGGUGGCCCCAAGCGUUUAACGAGUCUCUAACUUCUUUAUGCCAGCUAAAGUGAGCCGCAGCAACAAUGUGCUUGCUUCGUCGACAACUCCCACAUCGAGCGUGCGGUUGACUAGUGGUGACGCUGGUGCUUGUGGAUUUGUCGAUUGUUUUGCUGUGACCGGUGUCUCCUGGCAACGAUGUUUCAUCGGAUUCGCAUUUAGUAGUUAGUCUGUUACAGGGAACCUCAUGGCUCAUGCACUGGCAGAGCCACUCCAUCACGGAUUCUUCUUCUUCAACUGUUUGCUUCGCCAGUUCCAAUUAGUUAUGCUUUCCACCUGGUGUGCUUUUGCUUGCGUGUUUUCCAUGUCAGUAAAUUCCUCUGCAUUCCUUUUGCUCUAGAUGUUAUCUACCCAAUCUUCGUUGCUAACUUCGUCGGCAUAGCCUUCAGCCGCUCCUUGCAUUACCAGUUCUACGUCUGGUACUACCACACCAUCCCCUACCUUCUCUGGUCCGUACCCGCCUUCUCCAACCCGGUGCGGUAAGUUUGAUUCUUACCUCCCGAAGACGUUAAUUCAACUGACAUGUUAGCCCUAAAAUCGCCCUCUAGAAAUACCCUCUCGAUGAGUACUGAACUCGGCAUCGUGAGGUCCUUUUCCAGCCGAGGUACAGUGGAUGGCGUAACUCGUGGGAUAUUAACUCGAAUUUUGAAAAUUUGAUCUGACCUAGGAAGAUUUACUGAAGUUACCAGGCAGCAUAAUCCAAAGAUAGCUAAGUCACCUUCAGGAUGUCGGCUUUUAACUCAGUGUCUUUCCGGUUGCCUGCAGCAAUCGCGCACUAAAAAUGGCUGCUCGAGUUGCGCGCAUUCUUAUUGCCUUUUUAGAGCCAAUUAUAUUUUAUGGAGAGCAUGCAAAAAAUGUCCCUAUACUCAUUUUAUAGCAAAGGACGUAUUUUGCAAAUUUUGCUCGAAAAAUUGUGGCUUUCGGAUUAAAAGGUCGUUUUGUUCUCCAAUACUUUUCAGCCUGACCUGUCAUACCUGCGUCUAGGGUUUCCAAAUUACGAGCCUACACUUUCUGCUUUAGGAAAGGCACAAAUUCCUCUCUUAUGUUAGGAGGAUACUGUAUGCGGCUUAUAGCAUUUUACAAUGCAUGUGAACCACGUUGCGUACUUCAUGAGGAGCAAUGAUAAACGGACAGAUACAAUGCCCCAUUUGAAUGGACAUCUCAAGGUCCUGAAUGAUUUCGUAACUACAAACUUUUUUCGCUCAGGCCUUUUCUCUGCGAAUGAGGGGGCGUGAACACCUAACAGGACUAAUUGACUUUAAUUUGGAAAAUGAAUACCGACUUCUCGAUAAACACUACAGUAUGUUAUUAUUGACAAAGACAAGGGAGACUGGAAUGGCCAUUUCUGGCUUAUUAGCCGUCGUCAGCCAGUCAUAUCCAACCCCGAAGUGUGGAACACCCGAGGCUCGAACUUCUUUUUUUUAAAGGACUGUUGGUGCAGAGCUACGCUGAAAACGCACAUGCAGCGGAGCUUGACACGAGGACAGGGUCAUGCCAAUACACAAUUCUGACGGACGUGCCUUCGGGCUCAUUUUUCUUUCCGUCCCUUAGUCUUUCCGUUAAAGUCAGAAAUCAGCUGAGAAUGUGGUUAUUUUAGUGGAAAUCCGUGAUUGGGCUCGCGUUUCUAAUAGUCCUUUUGUGGAGGACUUUUCUGCCCUGUGGUCGAAAGUCAAGAUAUAUUUUGAACGUAGAAGGCUCCGUGUUUGAAUAGCCACCUGUGGAUGUGUCGCGCGCAUUUUUUAUCACAUGUAGCCGCUAAAUUAUUGGCUAUUUUGCUACCCUGGAUACACGAUUAACCGGUCAAAACUCGUAGUAACUAGGACUAAUGAUUUUCUCACAAACGUCGAAGCCAUUUCACUUCUCAUCUUUUCCUACCGAAUGCUGCCUGGUUGACAACCCCCCUGCAGCAAGCCGUGUUCCUAUGCGGCGUCUUUUCGAUUCGACAGUUCAAACGUCGCUACCGAUGAUGUCCACCGUAUGCCUCAUUAGCAGGGUGAGAGCAGGGACGAUGACUUGCGCGUGAGUUUGUUUACAGUGAUUGUAGACUUGAGCUGCACCUACCGCAUUCUCUCCUCCCCUGCCACCUCCAUCCGGUGUCAAGGAGACCGGCAGACAAUUGGCACAGCUUAAACCCGCACUAAAGUGUGCCACCACGACACCCCUGGUCCAUUGAACAGGAGUUUACACAAAUAAAACAAGGAGCCGACACGAAUCCCAAUUGGCGCGGCAUGAACCCGCAAUCGGGCCCGUCACUGCACCCCCGAAGUGUUGGCAUAUAUUAUACAAUAGGUGGGCUAACUCAUGAAAUGUCAACCGAAAUUCCCCUAUGCGUUUUCAUUUCGAAAAGAUUAAUUAAGUAGGGUUGCAAAACGAAUCAUUAUGCAGCGUAACUUUAUAAUAACUUGGUUGCCUCAGGAUGUCGGCUUUUAAAAGAACUACUUUUCACUCACAUGCAAAACUAUACUCUGUAGCAAAUGACUACUUAAGUAGCAUGCAUUUUUCCCAUCCAUUUUAGAUGCCCUUAAAAAAUCAGUCAUAUUUUAUGGGGAACGUGCAUGAAAGAAUUCAUUCUUGUACUCAUUCCGUAGAAAAUGACGUCUUCCAAUCAUUGUAGAGAAAUGUAUGGUUUUCUGCACUCGGAGAAUACACGGCUUGUAGUUUGAAAACCCUGAAUGCAGGUGUAACGGCAGGUCGGAGUUAAAGAUUAUUCGGGAAUUUGAAAAGUUUGUAAAAACCUAAAGAUAUCCUUAUUUCGAGUAUAAAAUUAAAAGAAGACGAAAGUAUCUACCGAAUGAGUAGGAGAAUGAUUAUUUUUAUGCAUGUUUUCCAGAAAAUAUAAUUGAAUUUUUAAGGGCGUUUUUUUACAGAGUAUAGUUUUUGCAUGCAGCCGGAAAGAAGUUCAUUCGAAAGCUGGCAUCCUGAGGUAACUGAAUUAUUAUGGAAGUACGUUGCACAAUUAUUAGUUUUUCAACCCUACUUAAUUAAUCUGUUCGAAACCAAAACGCAUUUCGGAAUUUCGGUCGACAUUUCAUGAGUUAGCCCGCCUACUGUAGGUGCGCAUUCCCGAUAACGCCUGCCGGACCCCGUCUAGCCUCCGUGUUGGUCCAGCGCAUCUACCGUGUGGCCCGCUUCAAGGGCACACUUCGGUUCACGCUCUACACAACGAACUUUGUUGAAAAUCUGCAUUUCAUGCGGCAAUUUUUCAAGACACGCUCACUACCUUUCUUUUGUUUUUGACAAUGGAAUGGUUCCAAAUAUCCUGGGCAGAAGAGGGGUUUUGUACGCUCUGAAACAGAUUUCCAGUUCAAAAUUGUCCAGUCCGCCGCCCCACUCCCACCCCUCUUCUACAAUAGAGCUCCGUUUGGAGACGCGGUUAUGACUCACCUCGUGCACGUAAUCAUCUCCGCCUAUCACUCUGAUGGAUUUUAUGCAAUUGAAACCCCCCCUCAUGUUACUGUCCCCUUUAGCCUUCUUCUGUUCGGACUGAUCGAGGUGUCCUGGAACGUCUACCCCUCCACCGCAUGGAGCAGUGCAAAUCUGCAUGCCUGCCACCUCAUCCUUCUGGUGGGACUGGCGAUGAGCGCGCUCCCCGCCUGCAACACGCCAUCGACGAAAAAGAGCACAGGAUCGAGUACCAGCGCGCCAAAGAAACUUAAGAAAAGCUGA
This is a messenger RNA of Spirometra erinaceieuropaei, 11489 nucleotides long. The record is from the annotation of a GenBank genome assembly. NCBI's taxonomy places the organism in Eukaryota, Metazoa, Platyhelminthes, Cestoda, Diphyllobothriidea, Diphyllobothriidae.